This is a messenger RNA of Alligator mississippiensis (American alligator), 5857 nucleotides long. RefSeq names its product nuclear transcription factor Y subunit alpha (gene NFYA). The record is from RefSeq and is a predicted model, not a curated record. Bases 1146 to 2189 code for a protein of 347 amino acids. Gene Ontology annotation, molecular function: RNA polymerase II cis-regulatory region sequence-specific DNA binding; DNA-binding transcription factor activity, RNA polymerase II-specific. The transcript has 10 exons. Lineage: Eukaryota; Metazoa; Chordata; Crocodylia; Alligatoridae. Gene Ontology annotation, cellular component: CCAAT-binding factor complex. Gene Ontology annotation, biological process: regulation of transcription by RNA polymerase II.
CGCGCGCCGGGGCCCGCCUGAGGCUAGGCCGCGCGGGGGGCCCCGCCGUGAGCGCCGCGGCCCUUCCGCGUGGGGGGGACGCGGCCGUGCUCAGCCCGGGGCUGCGGGGAGGCUUGAUGUGCUCGAGAGCCCGCCGGGAUCAAAAAGAAAAAGCAGCGGCUAAUGCAGAACAUUCAAGUGUAGAGUCUGGACCAACCCGCUGCUCUCCUCCCCUACUGAGACCCGCACCUGCAAAAUGCAGCCUCCCUUGACUUGGUGUUCUGAAGUGUUACCGGCUGGUUUCAGCUGAGAAAUGGGGCUAAUGCGGAGAUACCGACUAAGCAGCUUUGUUAAAUAGUCCAGGCUUUUUAUUUCUUUCAGUGCUGAGAGAGGAGAGGUUUGACCCGGCGGGCCCUGCAGGUUUCGGUAGGGCGGUAAAAAGCACCGAAAUUUAUCCCGACUAAAAAGCGUGACUUUUUUUUUUUUUAAUACCUUCGUUGUCUGUUGAACCCUGGGCUGUUCUGGGAGCCGGGUGUUUGACAUUGGUAGCAUGUGAGAGGGGCUUUCCUCUGCGGCAGGUGGAGCUGGCUUGUGUAGAUGCCUUCGCUUCGUCGGGGUUGGACUAGAAACGAGAGUUACAGCAUCAGCGAGCGGCGGGCUAGCGAGACGUAGGACAUCUCGUCAAGCGGCUCGGUUUGCGAUCCUUUUCUCUUCCCUGGACCAGCGUGUCUCAACCCGUGGGUCACGAGAACAUAUGAGAGGAUCGCAAACACGUUUUAAAAAUGGGUUCUCAAUUUAAAGGACAAAAACACAGGAAACUAGGGGUUUCCCUAGAGUCCCCCCUGCCCCAGACCUGCCCCCUGCCCCACACACUGGGGCUGAGGCUUGGGGGCGAAGGGCGCUAGGUCAGGACUGGCCAUCGACAUUUACACAUGGGUCCUGGUACAAAAAAAAAGGUUAGCAACUGCUGCUCUGGGCACCUAAACCUCCUUAAAAACAUGCUAUGACCUUUUUAUUUCAUUUUCUUCCCUUUGGUGCAGGUCGUAGCCUGCACAUCUACCAUUUUCCUCUAACCCAAAAGCUUUCAGGGAGCUGAGCUGAUUGGAUUAUCAAGAUUUCAGAUAUCCAGACUGAGGUGCUGUGCACAGUAUUGGAAUUGAAGAGUUAUGGAACAAUACACAGCAAACAGCAACAGUUCUACAGAACAAAUUGUUGUGCAAGCUGGACAGAUUCAGCAGCAGCAGCAGGGUGGUGUUACUGCUGUCCAGUUGCAGACAGAGGCCCAAGUGGCAUCCGCCUCAGGCCAGCAAGUCCAGACCCUCCAGGUAGUCCAAGGUCAGCCGUUAAUGGUACAAGUAAGCGGAGGUCAGCUGAUCACAUCAACCGGCCAGCCAAUCAUGGUGCAGGCUGUGCCUGGAGGUCAAGGCCAGACAAUCAUGCAAGUCCCGGUUUCUGGAACGCAAGGAUUGCAGCAGAUUCAGUUGGUCCAGCCAGGUCAGAUUCAGAUUCAAGGUGGGCAGGCGGUGCAGGUCCAGGGUCAACAGGGCCAGACCCAGCAAAUCAUUAUUCAGCAGCCACAGACUGCAGUUACUGCUGGCCAGACGCAGACCCAGCAGCAAAUAGCAGUUCAAGGGCAGCAGGUGGCACAGACAGCAGAAGGCCAGACCAUCGUCUAUCAGCCUGUUAAUGCUGAUGGCACCAUUCUUCAACAAGUUACAGUCCCUGUUACAGGCAUGAUCACCAUCCCCGCGGCCAGUUUGGCUGGAGCACAGAUUGUCCAGACGGGAGCCAACACCAACACAACCAGCAGUGGGCAAGGAACUGUAACUGUGACACUACCAGUUGCUGGAAAUGUGGUUAAUUCGGGUGGAAUGGUUAUGAUGGUACCAGGAGCUGGAUCAGUGCCAGCUAUCCAGAGGAUUCCUUUGCCUGGAGCAGAAAUGCUUGAAGAGGAGCCCCUGUAUGUAAAUGCCAAGCAGUACCACCGGAUUCUGAAGAGAAGACAGGCACGAGCUAAGCUGGAAGCUGAAGGGAAAAUCCCCAAAGAAAGAAGGAAAUACUUGCAUGAAUCCCGACAUCGUCAUGCUAUGGCUAGGAAGCGGGGAGAAGGUGGCCGUUUCUUCUCCCCAAAGGAAAAGGAUAGUCCCCAUAUGUCGGAUCCAACUCAAGCAAAUGAAGAAGCAAUGACACAGAUGAUCAGAGUAUCCUAACCACUGGCUGAAGAAAAAAGCAACUGAACAAAUUUCCUGUCCUUUUGCAAGUGUGCUCUUCCCUACCCAUGUAUCAAGCAAAUCUCAAUGGGACAAUCACCAUAUCGUAGCCUACCCUUUUCUACCGAACAAAACCCACUUUUUCAGCAAGUGGUUUGUUUGAGAUUUUAACUGCAGUGGACUCAACAAAUAGAAAUUAAAAGGACUUUCUUUGUAGACCCAUUUACUUUAGUGCAGGGAUUUCAGUCUGACUACCAUGCCUUUUAAAUCUCCUGCACUAAGAUUGGCCAAGGGUUAGAGAGCCACCUACACAGUGAUCAGCAAUAAUCUGGCAUGCAGAAGCAGGGCUAACAAAGACCACUUGGAGCCAUGGCCCUUUUACAGAGGAGUAAAUCCAGCUGGUAGCAACCUGAGCUGACAUGGCUACACCUCAGUGCAUUGUUUCCCAAGUUGAGUCUUUUUUUUUUUAAUUUACAUCUACUUCUCACAGCUUUGGACUUAAUUUGCUGACACCGGUUCACCGUAGUUACACCUGCACUUCUGGAACUGCAUGACAGAACUGAAGGGGGUACUCCAAGCUCCGUCCUGUAAAAUAAGUAAACAGCAAUCUUUUCUGGGAAAAGUUGAACCAUCUUUGUUAAGUUGCUUUCAAUACUGCAAAACCUUUACAAGACUUGAAAUGUUGUAUAUUUGUUUCAAGGAGUAAAAGGAGUGGCUCACUGACAUAGAGAUAAACCAAUUAGGAGAAAUAAUGCGGGUGCUGGUGUUGUUCGAUAUGCAUGUUGAUGGCAGCAGAUGCUUUGGCAGAAAUCCAACUGCGGGCAUGAAAAGAAUUAAAUCCUCUAAGUGACUCUUCUAAUAGAUAUUCAGUGUCUCUCUUAAUUUUUGAAAAUUGCUGAUUCAGUACUUGGUUAUUACAAAAGAAAUGAAAUCUGAAAUCUAAUAGUAGCAGAACUGGCUAUCUCCUGGUGUGACUGUUUUUCACUGGUAUUAAGAAUUCUACAGAGUUAUGUACAAUGCCUGAGUCUGUUCAGUAUGUAAGUUAGCUCUGUUGCCGCUGGAGCAGAGGACAGCUCAACUCGGUGAAUCUUAGUCAGCUGAAGGACUGCUUUAUAAAUGAAGGCAGACCUUGGUGAUCUCUUUCAGGUUUUUUACAAAAUAGCCUCACGUUGUAAAGAUGACACUUAAGGAAUCACCGGUGGUUUUUUGUUUGUUUUUCUGAAAAACGUUCCUUUUUGUGAUCUUUAGCUGAGCUCCUGCUGAAUAUUUGUGGUAAACCAUUAGGUUAAAGUUAAGGGCAUAAUUGUCAAAUGUUGAAUUUGGGCCAUCACUGAAGAUUUCAGGUUUCCCAAUAGAUGUUAGGGUUCAUACAGCUGCCUAAGAGGUGAUAUUUAUUUGCCUGUUUAUGCACUCUUCUCAUUUCCUGGCAUAUGCGAUGGGACCAGCUGUUUGUCUGUAGGGCUCAUGCACUGCUACAGCUGAACAGACUAAAUGAAUAGGGUCGCUAGAAUUAGCUAGACUCUCGAAAAGGUAGCUGGGUCUACUGCUGGAGAAAAGGUGAUGCACAAGUCUGAAAAUAAAAGCAAAGAGAGGGAAAGCUUUUGUAGGUGAUGUAGUGAAGAAAGGGACUAGAAAAGUCAUUUGAAUUUCAGAGGAGUUUAUCUCAAGGUGACGGAACCGUUGCAAUUGCUUGGAGCACAUUUUCUCUAUCGUUCCCUCCAGUGUUUGUUGGGGGGUGGAAGUGGGAGAGCCGUUGAGUUUCAUUCUGCCAAAGGGAAAAAUAGUGAAGGAGAAGGAGAGGGUAGUCAAAACCACCAAAAGGACCUUUUCCUCUGAACAGUAGAGAAGAACCUUAAGCCUGAGAGAACCAAGAAAUGGGAUGGUGAAAAGGGAGAGACGACUGAUUUUUUUAGUUUGCCAGCAGGUUCCAACACCAAGAAAGCUGGUGUUCAGGCCAGCCGCAUAGGGAGGUAUCUGAACUCCAGGCAGUUAAGCUACAAAGAAGGAAUUGCUACUUUUGAGAUUUUUGGCCUUUGGCACAUCAGCUGGAUUCUGUAAUUAUAGAGGAACCUUGUUUCUGUUCAGUCUUGACUAGAGUGUUUUCCUUCUGGUAGUUUAUGACACUUUGUUUUUUGCUCAGCUUUUGUUAAUUAUGUGCUACGUCCAUUGUUCCCAAUGUAAGAGUUGCAAUCCCAAAUGCAGUUGUGGUACUUAUUGGUGGGGUCACAAGCCUCAUGGAAAUUCAUGGAAAGUUCUACAAAACAGGCUUGUGGCAAGAGUGGGUUUGCUUCCUAGACAGAUUGGGAACUGCAUUUGUAAAUACAGGGAGGCAUUGGGGUAUCACCUUUUAAGUCUACGCAAAUAUUCUGUUCCUAAGAUUUGCGUUUCUGCUUAAAAAAAAACUAGUUGUUCUUGCCCCUUUACAUUGUUGGCAUCUUUGGUGCCUUUGUUUGACGCCUUAAGAUAUUUUGGCGGAUUAGAGUAUGGGUGCGUUUUUCUUCAGUUGGCGUCUUUGAAGCCCUUGCUGAGUAUUGCAUCUGGUGUCCCCUAUUUCAGGAAAUGCACAACUCUUCCAGCGAAGGAACGUUUAAAUAUUUGGCUUUGUUUGAAUGAACGGUUACUUGCAUCAUUAUUGUAAAUAUAUUUUUCAGAGCUUUUGUACAUUUUGUCAGUCUGGGGUACUGAUGUGCACAAGGGGAAUACGUCCAUUCUGGAUUGAGGGAACCUCUCAGUAAUGUUUUUACUUUCAGCUGACAGGUCACCUCUAUCCCAGAGAACCUCCUGUGAAAGCUGGGAAAUCGGGGGAAUGAGGUUAUCACUCUGACACUUUUUGUAUCUGGGUAACUACCAACCAGUAUUUAUUGGUUUUCUUUACAAAUUUGUAAACCUCUUCAUAAAACAUCUAAAACUCUUUUCCAGGUAAGUUCUCCCCCCGCCUCCCAAAUGUAGGGUCUGUAGCUUUAGAAUGUGUAUAAAGGCAUAUGAAUAUAAGGAGUUCUUGUGGUUAUUCCCCCCCCGCCCCCCAUGUGGUGUGAAAGGCUUCGAGCCACUAUCAUACCUUUUCAAUUUAGUUUGGGUUUCCUGUAUUUAGCAACAUCAAAUUCUAAAGUUAGAGUUUCAUCUGACAUUAGUACCAAUUUGAGAUCUUUUGGGCACAAAAAAUACAAGUUUACCAAGUACAGUUUUAAAACUGGAGAUGCUGCCAGAUUGCUGGAGACUCCUACCUUGUGUUUGAGCCUAGAUUUGCAGAAAAACUCCAGUUUAGUUUGGGAGUGUACGACAGGGCAGACCAGGAGAACAGAAGUGACAGCAGCUCCGAGGAAAACUAACUCUUGAUGGUGUGACCCGUAAAGCACUGGAGCAAUGAGCCUAUCAAAAGCCAGUUUCAUAUAAGUGUAGAAGGGGGUGUGGGAAAGACCUUUGAGUGAUGCUAAAUGGUUUCAAUGCUUUGCAUGUUUAAAAAAAAAAAAAAAAAGGCAGUUUCUUACUUUGUGAAGGGGCGGGGUGGGGUGGAUCGGGAUUUGUGUAACGUCAAGCAAAGUUUGUACAUAGUUUAAAAGUUUAUAAUUUUUUUUAUAUGAUGCAUUUUUUCAAGUGUAUUUGGUCUUUAAUAGAUGCAAUUGUAAGUACUGUGUACACUAUCCAGCUAAUAAAUUUAUAAACUCUGA